Molecule: messenger RNA, 818 nt
Organism: Callorhinus ursinus (northern fur seal)
Lineage: Eukaryota; Metazoa; Chordata; Mammalia; Carnivora; Otariidae
Gene: NXNL2
Product: nucleoredoxin like 2
Biological process (GO): visual perception; sensory perception of smell; photoreceptor cell maintenance
Source: RefSeq, a predicted model, not a curated record
AUGGUGGACGUCCUGGGCGGCCGGCGUCUGCUGACCCGCGACGGCGCGUGGGUGGAGGCCGAGGCCGCGCUGCAGAACAAGGUGGUGGCGCUGUACUUCGCCGCGGGCCGGUGCGCGUCCAGCCGCGACUUCGCGCCGCUGCUCUGUCGCUUCUACGCCGAGCUGGUGGCCGAGGCGCGGUCCGCCGCGCCCUUCGAGGUGGUGUUCGUGUCGGCCGACGGCAGCGAACGGGAAAUGCUGGACUUCAUGCGCGAGCUGCACGGCGCCUGGCUGGCGCUGCCCUUCCACGACCCCCUCCGGCACGAGCUGAGGACCAGGUACCACAUCUCGGUCACCCCCAGGCUGGUGGUUGUGAAACCGAGCGGGGAGGUCAUCACCGACAAAGGGCGGAAGCAGGUCCGCGAGCGGGGUCUGGCCUGCUUCCAGAACUGGGUGCAGGCCGCCAACAUCUUUCAGAAUUUCUCCGGAUGACAUGGGGGGGUUCCAGGCCCGGUCAGGUGCGCGAGCACGGGAGAAGGGGAGUGGGCUGGUUUCCAAUCUCUGCCCGCCCCAGGGGAGCUCAUGUCGCAGCAGAGGUGAAAACAGCGCCCAGGAAGAGUGCCCUCCCACAGCCUACGAGGAGUUACUGUGAUUAUUCUUAGCAUAGCUUUCUCUGCGGGAGCUUGCGCAGGUUCACGUCGAGCUCCUGGAAAUCUGUGGAAACAUGUAUUUAUACCCGCUGUUCAGGUGAGAUAAUAUAUUUAUUGAUGCGUCUUCUGGAGCUCUGUUUAUGUUGGUGAUUUGCUCUCACCCCUGCAUUUAUUACUGAGGUUUGCAGA